Messenger RNA from Bombyx mandarina (wild silkworm), 3317 nucleotides. Its product is annotated as juvenile hormone esterase. The record is from RefSeq and is a predicted model, not a curated record. NCBI's taxonomy places the organism in Eukaryota, Metazoa, Arthropoda, Insecta, Lepidoptera, Bombycidae.
AAUAGUUGAAAAUUUUGUAUUAAAAGCUAUUGAUUAGAUUCCUUGGAAAAUAAAAAUUUUAAUGUGUUACAUAAAGACCCGAAACGUCAGAAUUUUAAUGAGUAAAAAUUUAAACUUGUUAUACAUAUAGUGAGAAAAGAUUUUCCUUCGUAAUUUUUCGGAAAAGUUCGUAUUUAUCGUGCUGUCUCAAAUAGCUUCAAUACCCAUCUUUGAGCCGUAGGGAUUACUUAUAAAAAGGUUCUAUAGCCAUGCCGAAACCUCGAAAACUGUUAAAAAAUCCAGCCCAUGAAAUUAUAUUUUACAUUUACCUAUACUUCAUAACGGAAAACAGCAAAUUCAAAAAUAGCAAGAACUCAGAGUAUUUUGGCAAAGUUCUACAGCGAAUUUCGGACGCAACCGGCAUAUCUAUCUACAAACAAUAAGAAUUUUUUUGAACCAGGAAGAAGAAUACACAAUAAAAAUACCAACACACAAAAUUAAGCUGGGUAGACCACGCAAGAAGUUCUAUCUAGAUCUUGAUGAUUUUGAUUAUGCAGUGAUACGAUGGUUUACAACUUUCAUCUCAUUUAUAGACAAGUUCCUACAAUAAAGGCACUAAAGUUCAAAUUAAUAGAAACGAUGAGUUUCAAAGGAUGUGAUUUUACACUAAGAAGAAUAUUUCGCCAAAUGGGUUUACUAAUAAUAGGAAAAUACUGAAGAAAGAGAUGACGUUAAACUUAAAAAAGUAACGUACCUUGACUUAAUAGGGAAGUACAGAUCUGAAGGCAGAGAUAUUGUGUAUACUGACGAAACUUAUGUUCACACAUCCCUUUUAACAGGAAAGUGCUGUAGUAUUAUAGUACAUGCAGGUAGUGCCAAAGGAUUUGUACCGGGUGUUCUACAUAUGUACAAGUCUACUGAUGUGAAAACCGGUGAUUACCACGAUGCCAUGAAUAAUGUUAAUUACGAAAAAUGGUUACGGAAUCAACUUAUUCCCAACCUGUCUUCAAAUUCUGUUUUAGUAGUAGACAAUGAUGCUUAUCACAAUAAAGAUGUGGAACAUCCGCCCAACUGUAGUACCGCAAAGCCGUUUAUGAUAAACUGGUUACAAAAAUGCAAUAUUUCCCAUAAUUCACUAUUAACCAAAAUACAAGUAUACGAAAUUAUUUUUCGACGUAUAGAAGACUGUAGAAUAUUUCAUUUAAAAAAUUGUCACCAACAUUGACACGAAGUUUUAAGGUUACCACCAUACCACCCCGACUUCAACCCUAUUGAAAACAUAAUAAUAUGGUCAUAGAUAAAAGGUUACGUAUCAAAAAGGAACAUAGACAUGAAUACGAGUACAGUAAAAAAAAUAUUGAAGAAAAAAUGAAUAUCAUUGGCCCGAAUGAAUGGAAGAAAGUUUGCGAUCAUGCUAUCAAAUGUAAAAAUAAAUAUUACUCAUAGGAACACUCGAUGGAUGAUCACAUUGAUAGGAUUGUUGACGUCAAUGAAAGCACCGACGAAUCUGACGAUGAUAUGUCUGACUGUUAAUCAAAUUGUGAAAUGGAAAAUAUUGAAAACAUCAAUCUAAAUAUGCAGUAGGCUAAAUUUUAAUUUUAAUAAAAUUUUAAGCCUUGUAUGUCGAUUGCAUUCCUCUCACACGCAGGUUAUUUACUUAGAUACGAGAGGGACGCCAAUGACAAAAUUUAGGCAGCCUCCUCUCCCUGCCACUCCUUGGACUAAUGAAAAAGACUGCACCCAAGAUCCGCCAAUGGCUUUGACUUGGUCAUUUAAGUAUGAACAUAUAAUUGGCUCUGAAGACUGUCUAUAUAUUGAAGUUUCAACCCCAACUCUUAAGCCGAAGAAACUUAUGCCCGUAAUGUUUUGGAUUGGAAGUUAUGGUUUUUCAUUUAAUAUGGAUUACUUAUAUGACACUUCCCUAAUUAAUAAUCAAGAUGUUGUAUUUGUAACAUGUGGCUUUAGGCUUGGAGCAUUUGGAUUUCUUUCUAUCAAUGAUUUUACAGCUCCAGGGAAUUGUGGACUAAAAGAUGUGGUCCUAGCAUUAAAAUGGGUUCAAAGAAACGUUGAUACAUUUGGAGGAGACCCAAACAAUGUAACAAUAUUUGGUAAUAGUUCUGGAGGUGUCAUGGUACAUUUUAUGAUGUUUUCACCAAUGGCAACUGGCUUAUUUCACAAAGCAAUAAUUCAAAGUGCUUGUGUUUUGAAUAAUUGGUCUUUGGCUAAUCAACCUACACAGCCUGUUAAGGAAUUAGCAAAAUUACUAGGCAUAAACAAAACAUGCUAUAUUGAAAUAAUUGAUGAAUUAAGACUAAAACCAGCCAAUGAAAUUGUUAUAGCCUGUAGAAAAAUGGACGUUGAAUUCUGUAUCGUUCAAGAUAAUAAUAUCAUGGAUGCAGUCUUCAAACCAUGUAUUGAAGUUGAAUUUGAGGGUCAACCUGCAUUUCUUUCUAAAAGGCCCAUUUUUCUAAUAAAAUCAGGUAAUUACAAUAAAGUACCUAUAAUUAUAGGUAGUAACAAUAUAGAAGGAGCUGUGAUACAAUUUGUAAAAGAUGAUUUCUAUGAUUUUGAGAAGUACAACAAAAAUGUCUCUCUGCUUGUACCUAAGUCACUUGCUGGAGAAGAUCCACAGUCAAAAAAUAUUGGUAAUAAGUUACUAAAGUUUUAUCUGGGUGGUGAUGAGCUGUUACGUGAAGACACAAGAGCCCAAUAUUUGCAACUAAUAAGUGACUACUAUUUUCUGUAUCACGUCAAUAAAACUGUAAGACUACACAGUCAAUACUCGCAUGAAUACCCAAUAUAUUACUAUUUACUUACUUAUGCUGGAGAAUGGUGUGUUCCGGAAAGUUUGAAUUUUUUCAAUUCACUUGGACAUUGUGCUGAAAUACCAUUUGUAUUUGGGAUUAAAGUACCAGGAAAGCUCAAUGAAGCAGUGUGCAAAGGAAGUCGUGAUUCUAUUAAAACAAGAAGUAGAGUCGUAAAAAUGUGGACAAAUUUUGCAAAAUAUGGAAAUCCUACACCAGCAAGCGAUGAUCCAUUACUUCAAAUAACUUGGGACCCUGUUCAGAGCAGUGAAAAAUUAAACUAUUUGAGUAUUGGGUCAGAAUUAACAAAAGGAAGAAACCCGUUUCUAGAGAGAAUGCAAUUUUGGGACCAAUUAUACGAAAAUCAUACAUUCCUUAGAGCUCAAGUUUAUUUUAACGAUUUGGGUGUGUCAUGGUAACUACAACAAACUUUAGGUAUAAUAGCCGGCAAACUUCUUGAGCAUUUGUUGACGUAAUGGGGGUAAGUUUGCGCAUGGUACACUCACGUGCAAAAACAUUAUUUACUCUGCGUCA